AUGCCUUCAGCAGCACUCUGUUUCCGCGCGGCGCGAGCCUACACGAGGAAUACCUCAAAGCAAUCGAUUUUAAUAGCGCGCACUUUUGCUUCCACAGCUCGUCGCCAUGAGAUCAACAAAAUCCUCCCCUCGGCCGCGGAGGCCAUUAAAGACAUGAAGCCGAAUUCCACACUGCUCUGCGGAGGGUUUGGUCUAUGCGGUGUUCCAGAUACGCUCAUCGAUGAAGUCUUAAAACAUAAGCAUCUCACUGGCUUAACAGCGGUGUCAAACAAUGCGGGCACAGACGAAUCAGGCUUGGGCAAACUACUGAAGACGAAGCAGAUCAAGAAGAUGAUUGCAAGUUAUAUUGGAGAGAACAAGACAUUUGAGACAAUGUACUUGACAGGAGAGGUAGAGUUGGAAUUGACUCCACAAGGAACAUUGGCAGAACGUUGCGCAGCCGGAGGAAAGGGAAUACCCGCGUUCUAUACGCCAGCGGCAUUUGGCACAGUCGUACAGACCGGCGAGCUCCCAUUACGGAACAACGCGGAUGGAUCACCAAAGGAAUAUUCAUACCCCAAGGACGUAAAAGUCUUUGAUGGCAAGCCAUAUCUUUUGGAAGAAUCCAUCAAGGGCGAUGUUGCGUUUGUGAAAGCCUGGAGAGCUGACCGACUCGGAAACUGCCAGUUCCGUCUCGCGGCUAACAACUUCAAUGGUGCCAUGGGCCGAAAUGCUAAGCUGACCAUUGUUGAGGCUGAAGAGAUCGUCGAACCUGGUGAAAUCCCCCCUGAGGCUGUGCAUCUCCCUGGUAUCUACGUUAAGCGAGUUAUCCAGUCCACUGCUGAGAAGAACAUCGAGAAAUACACCUUCGCGAAGGACGAGAGUGAUCCAGAUGCGAAGGCGGCACUUGGAACUGGCGCUACCGCGGCGAAGAGAGAGCGUAUUGUCAGACGAGCAGCCAAAGAGUUCAAGAACGGCAUGUACGCCAACUUGGGUAUUGGAAUGCCUAUGCUGGCUCCCUCAUUCGUUGGCCCAGAAAUCGAGGUCCAAUUGCAAUCCGAGAACGGUAUUCUUGGACUUGGACCCUACCCAGUCAAGGGACAAGAAGAUGCCGAUCUCAUCAAUGCUGGAAAGGAGACAGUCACUCUGAAGCCCGGAGCCGCUGUCUUCGGCAGUGAGGAGAGUUUCGGCAUGAUUAGAAGUGGCCGUGUUAACCUGACGAUCCUUGGAGCUAUGCAAGUGAGCGCUAAUGGGGACCUUGCCAACUGGAUGUUGCCAGGAAAGGUAAAGGGCUUCGGAGGUGCUAUGGAUCUUGUCAGCAACCCCUCAAAGACCAAGGUUGUGGUCACUAUGGAGCACACAGACAAGAAGGGCAAUGCCAAGAUUGUCAAGCAGUGUGCCUUCCCAUUGACGGGUAAGGCUUGUGUAUCAAUGAUUAUUACCGAAUUGGGUGUGUUCGAGGUGGACUUCGCCAAUGGACUGACAUUAACUGAGAUUGCUGAUGGUGUGACCGUCGAUGAGAUCAAGAGCAAAACCGAGGCACCAUUCAAGGUUGCUGAUGACCUGAAGCCUAUGCUGUAG
This is a messenger RNA of Amorphotheca resinae ATCC 22711, 1560 nucleotides long. RefSeq lists its product as hypothetical. Bases 1 to 1560 code for a protein of 519 amino acids. The transcript has 3 exons. Lineage: Eukaryota; Fungi; Ascomycota; Leotiomycetes; Helotiales; Amorphothecaceae. Gene Ontology annotation, molecular function: succinyl-CoA:3-oxo-acid CoA-transferase activity. Gene Ontology annotation, biological process: ketone body catabolic process. The record is from RefSeq and is a predicted model, not a curated record.